AGACGGCAAGGUGUCCUUCACGGUUGCCGGUGGCGUGGUUUUCUCCUGUGCGGGGAGAGAGUCGUAUGGAAGGAAAAGGGUGGUUUUAGAUACAAGAAGCGGUUUCUCGACGGCCGUUUCCAGUUUUCUGGUCUGCAGACUGUCCUGCAUAAGCUGCUUUUGCUAGAAAUUCGACACCAGUGUAAAAUGUUGACAUCAGUUUGACAGACAUUUGUAAUAGCGCACUCAAAGCUUUAAUGGAGUGUACCUGUUUCCAUUUAGCUUGCUCACAUAGAUGGCUGUAGUCAUGGUGAGGAAGAGAAGAACUGAACCUUCUGGCACUUCAGGUGGAUCUGAAUCUCAGCAGCCUAGUGGCAGUGCUGGGCGAGGUGGUCCACAACGCCCAGUUGAGAGGGCUUUGCCACCGCAACAGGGAGGUGGGGGAGGACGUGGUCGGAGUCUGGCCCACCCACAGCAGUCUCAACGAGGAGGCCGUGGCAGUGGAUUUUACCAGAGUCAGAGUGGCAGACCGCAGUAUCAUGGAGCAACUCCCCAUCAACCCCAAACAAGAGCUCCACAGCAACAUUCUGGUGGACGUAGGGGAGGUAGUAGCAUGACAAGUGGGCAUGGUGGUGCCCUUGCUGCUGGUCCAUCAAGGCCAACAGUACCCGAGCUGCACCAAGCAACCCAGGCUCCAUAUCAAGCAACUCAGCCAUCCCUGUUAGAAGCCAGCACUUCAUCGCAGCCUUUGGAUGUUUCUCCUGGCCAGGUGGCUCAACAGUUUGAACAUCUUGCUGUUCAAGGUGAAGCUUCCAGUAGCCAAGCAAUUCAACCAGCAGCUUUAUCAAGCAAAUCAAUGAGGUUUCCAUUGCGUCCUGGAAAGGGUAGCUUUGGUGACAAAUGUAUUGUGAAGGCAAAUCAUUUCUUUGCUGAGCUACCUGACAAAGACCUUCAUCAGUAUGAUGUUUCUAUUACACCUGAGGUAACCUCACGUGGUGUGAAUCGUGCUGUCAUGGGGGAGCUGGUCAAGCUAUACAGGGAGUCUCAUUUAGGUGGUCGCCUUCCAGCUUAUGACGGCAGGAAGAGCCUCUAUACUGCUGGGCCUCUUCCAUUCACCUCCAAGAAUUUUGAAAUCACGCUUAGCGAGGAGGAAGAUGGUGUAGCUGGCCAAAGACGAGAGAGGCUGUUCAAGGUUGUAAUCAAAUUUGCUGCUCGUGCUGAUCUUCAUCAUUUGGGAUUAUUUUUGGCUGGGAGGCAGGCAGAUGCACCCCAAGAAGCUCUACAGGUUCUUGAUAUUGUGCUUCGUGAGUUGCCCACUGAGAGAUAUGUACCCGUUGGUCGGUCAUUUUAUUCACCCGAUCUUGGGAGACGGCAGCCACUUGGUGAGGGGUUGGAAAGCUGGCGGGGUUUCUAUCAGAGUAUUCGCCCGACACAAAUGGGAUUAUCACUAAAUAUUGAUAUGUCUUCCACUGCUUUCAUCGAGCCACUUCCUGUAAUUGACUUUGUAGCUCAGCUUCUGAAUAGAGACGUCUCUGCUAGACCACUGUCUGAUGCUGAUCGUGUGAAGAUCAAGAAGGCUCUUAGAGGUGUGAAAGUUGAAGUCACGCAUCGUGGAAAUAUGCGCAGAAAAUACCGUAUAAGUGGUUUAACAUCACAAGCUGCAAGAGAGCUGAUGUUCCCAGUUGAUGAUCGAGGUACAAUGAAAUCAGUAGUUCAAUACUUCCAAGAAACCUAUGGAUUUAAUAUUCAACAUACCACUUGGCCUUGCUUGCAAGUUGGUAAUCAGCAGAGACCAAACUAUCUGCCGAUGGAGGUUUGCAAAAUUGUUGAAGGGCAAAGGUACUCCAAGAGGCUUAAUGAGAAACAGAUAACUGCUCUUCUUAGGGUGACCUGCCAGCGGCCUGAACAAAGGGAACGGGAUAUUAUACAGACUGUUGAACAGAAUGCAUACCAUGAGGACCCUUAUGCAAAAGAAUUUGGUAUCAGAAUUGAUGAGAGACUUGCUUCAGUUGAAGCACGGAUUUUACCUGCACCAUGGCUUAAAUACCAUGACACUGGUAAGGAGAAGGAUUGCUUGCCAAGAGUUGGCCAGUGGAACAUGAUGAAUAAGAAAAUGGUCAAUGGUGGGAGAGUAAGUAAUUGGACAUGCAUCAAUUUUUCGCGGGGCGUUCAUGAUAAUGCUGCCAGAGAAUUCUGUCAUCAGUUGGCUUUGAUGUGCGAAGUAUCUGGAAUGGAAUUUGCUGUACAACCUGUGUUACCUCCGUUAAGUGCUCGACCUGAACAUGUGGAAAGAGCUCUCAAAGCACGUUAUCAGGAUGCCAUGAACAUACUUAAACCCCGGGGCAGAGAACUUGACUUGCUAAUUGUAAUACUGCCUGACAAUAAUGGUUCUUUAUAUGGUGAUCUGAAAAGAAUUUGCGAGACAGAUCUGGGGUUAGUCUCUCAGUGCUGCUUGACGAAACAUGUUUUUAAGCUGAAUAAACAGUAUCUUGCAAAUGUUGCUCUUAAAAUUAAUGUGAAGGUUGGUGGAAGGAACACAGUACUUAUGGAUGCCCUGAGUAGGAGAAUACCUCUGGUGAGUGACAGACCAACAAUUAUAUUUGGUGCUGAUGUGACACACCCACAUCCUGGGGAGGACUCUAGCCCUUCCAUUGCAGCUGUUGUUGCAUCUCAAGAUUGGCCAGAAAUAACAAAAUAUGCUGGGUUGGUUAGCGCACAAGCUCAUCGGCAGGAGCUGAUCCAGGAUCUGUUUAAAGUUUGGCAAGAUCCCCAGCGUGGAACGGUUGCUGGUGGCAUGAUUAGGGAGCUUCUCAUAUCUUUCAAAAAAGCAACAGGGCAAAAACCUCAGAGAAUUAUAUUUUACAGGGAUGGUGUCAGCGAGGGCCAAUUUUAUCAAGUAUUGUUGUAUGAACUUGAUGCUAUUCGUAAGGCAUGUGCAUCGUUGGAGGCCAACUAUCAGCCACCUGUAACUUUUGUGGUGGUUCAAAAGCGUCAUCAUACCCGGUUGUUUGCUAAUAACCAUGCUGAUCAUCGUACAGUUGAUAGGAGCGGAAAUAUAAUGCCUGGCACAGUUGUAGAUUCCAAGAUAUGCCAUCCAACCGAAUUUGAUUUUUAUUUGUGUAGUCAUGCUGGCAUUCAAGGCACCAGCCGUCCUGCUCACUACCAUGUCUUGUGGGAUGAGAACAAGUUCACUGCUGAUGCACUGCAGUCGCUCACCAACAAUCUUUGCUACACCUAUGCAAGGUGCACACGCUCGGUAUCAAUUGUGCCUCCUGCGUAUUAUGCUCACCUGGCUGCUUUUCGUGCUCGGUUUUACCUUGAGCCAGAGACCUCAGACAGUGGGUCAAUGGCCAGUGGUGCGGUUGCUGGCCGUGGCGCUCCUGGCUCGGCUCCUCGCAGUACUAGGGUUCCGGGAAGUUCUGCUGUUAGACCCCUUCCUGCCCUCAAGGAGAAUGUUAAGAGGGUCAUGUUUUAUUGCUAACCUUCUUUAUGAGUUACUUGAAGGUCCUUUCUAUUUGCUGGUUACUUAUUGUGUGCUUUGUUUGGUUUGGAUUCUAAGCUGGUUUGUGUUAGUGUUUUAUGACAAUGACAAUUAAAUCAGUGACUUGAAAACAAAUUUUCCCUUUUUGGGUGUCA
This is a messenger RNA of Elaeis guineensis (African oil palm), 3615 nucleotides long. RefSeq names its product protein argonaute 1A. The record is from RefSeq and is a predicted model, not a curated record. Lineage: Eukaryota; Viridiplantae; Streptophyta; Magnoliopsida; Arecales; Arecaceae. Gene Ontology annotation, molecular function: protein binding; RNA binding.